Molecule: messenger RNA, 3513 nt
Organism: Ilyonectria robusta
Lineage: Eukaryota; Fungi; Ascomycota; Sordariomycetes; Hypocreales; Nectriaceae
Exons: 4
Coding region: 1-3513 (1170 amino acids)
Source: RefSeq, a predicted model, not a curated record
AUGGAGAGAAUCGUGUUCAGGCUGCGGCAGUUACCACACCAUGUCGACAGGUAUGAUGCCGCCGAGUUACUCCGCGGUGCCCUCUGCAUCGACCAUUCCGCCAUCAAGCUGUGCUCCUUGGCGCGAAGCCUUGACCCUUGGUUUGAGAGCAAGACAGCUACUCUGAUGUUUAAUGAAACUCCCGAACUUCGAGACAUUCUCUACGAUGGCAAGGCACAAAACGUCGUCAAGUCUGGUGAUGAGUGGAGGAUCCAGGUCCAGAAUGCUCCCAACAGCCUCAUUCUCGACACGCAUUUUCGGGGCUUGACGCCCUUGCAUGACCCUACCCCCCAUUCAGCAGAGAGUUGCAUUGCAAUAUCGGGUCUGUCAAGCCAUCCAUUUGGGUCAUGGCAGCCAAAAGGGUCCUCAAAAACAUUCAUGUGGAUUCGAGAUGCUCUACCCAAAUCUAUGCCUAAUAUCAGACCGAUCUUGUACGGCUACGACACAACGCUAGUCAACAGCAACUCUUUUCAGUCCAUCUUUGACCUGGCCCGCGGACUUCUCGACCAACUCAAAGCGAACGGGUGGGCAUCUCCUGCUCCCAAGCCGCUCAUAUUUCUCGCACACAGUUUGGGAGGUCUUGUUUUGAAGCAAGCGCUUGUAUUCCUCGCCAAUCACAUCGAGCGAGAUGAUCCAAUGCGACGCGCUAUAAUCGGGGCUGUCCUUUUUGGUGUACCGAAUCUUGGCAUGGAACAAUCGAGACUGUUCGCCAUGGUUGAGGGAAAGACCAAUGAAAGCCUUGUUGCUGAGCUGGCACCUGGCUCCAAGUACCUUGAACAACUUCACAAACAGUUCACUGGGAUAUCGUACCUUCAGGACUGCUUGCUCUAUUGGGCAUACGAAACCUGCAAGUCUCCAACUGUAAUGCAAGAUUCACAGGGAAAAUGGCUGAGAACGGGCCCUGUUGAGGUAUUAGUCGAUCCAGAGUCGGCAGCUCCUGGCCGCGACAAAUCUACCGAGGAGCAGGAUUCGAUAUUUCCUAUCAACGAGGAUCACUCCAACAUGGUCAAAUUUUCUGAGAACGAUCCUAACUACUCCGUGGUGGUUAAGAAGUUGGAUUGUAUAUUGGAACAAUCCAGGUCAAGGGUCUCAGGAGCAGGUUUGGCAAGGACCUUCACAUCAGGAUGGGAGACCGGCGUACCGACAAACGGAAUCCAUCGUGCUCCAGGAAAAAGCACCGCUUUCACUCGCGUCUUGAAAUCUCUCCGGACCCCAGAACUGGACCGCCGGUUGGAACAGAUUGAAGACAAGUUCCGCAAUACCUUUGACUGGGUUUAUGACCGCCCGCAGUCAAGAUUCAGUCACUGGCUCCAACAUGGCUCGGGUCUUUUUUGGAUCAACGGAAAACCUGGUUCUGGGAAAUCAACAUUGAUGAAAUUCAUUUUCAAAGAUCCUCGCACAUCGAGUCUACUCUCGGAUUGGAGAGCUGACACCUCCCAUAUCUGGGUAGCAUUCUUCUUCCAUUACCGGGGAACCAGAUUACAGAAAUCUUUCGAAGGCCUCUUGAGAAGUAUUCUGUCCCAAAUCAUAUCAAUCGAGCCGAAACUCCAUGUCUUUCUCGCUAGAUUGUUCAUGGAAGACGACCUCACUUUCGAAGAUUGGACCUUGCGAAUGCUCCAGGCUGGUUUUCAUGCUAUAUUGAAACAAACGGAAAUACCCCUCUAUCUUACUCUGUUCUUAGAUGCUCUAGAUGAGUAUGAUGGGCGAUUGGAGUUCAUUUCCAAGUUUCUCCAAGAUAUCGCCCAGGUUCCUUUGACUUCUACCAAAAGCAUCAAGAUCUGCUUUUCCAGUCGCCCUUGGCCCAUAUUCUAUGAGCAUUUCCGCGAGUGCCCCGGAUUUAGCAUCCAAGACUUUACCGAGAAUGACAUCAGGGACUACUGCCUCGGCUCCAUCUUGGAAGAAAGACUUCCACCAAUGACGCUCGAAGAUUUGAUCCCUGAUCUGGUGAUGCGUUCUCGGGGCGUUUUCCUGUGGGUGAAACUCGUGGUCAAGCAACUUGCCACGUCGGCUCGAAAGAAGCACACCAAAUCAGACUUGGAGAAUCUUUUGAAAUCUUUGCCCACAGAGCUGGACUCGUACUACGCCGAAAUCAUUGAACGGAUCCCACACGCGCACCGAUGGGAAGCAUAUGCUAUGCUUGAAAUAGCUGUCAGAUCCGAGCAAUCGCUUACGCCCGAACAUUUCAUUUUUGCUGUCAAGUGUUCGGAAUCGAGGACAUUUGAUGAAGCUGAGACUAUUCGCAUGUUGGUGGCUAGCCAGAUCACAGACUUUGCCGAAUUUGUCAGAGACCAGUCGAGGAUGCACUGCGGAGGACUUAUUGAAGUCGUUGGGAAACCCCCUUACGAGUUUAUCCAAGUACUCCAUCAGACCGUCGAAGACUUCGUAACUGAUCUCAAGUUUAAACAACUUGUGCUUGAAGACCGUACCAAAAUCACUGCCGAGAAUGGGUUUUCUUUUCUGACUAAGUAUUUGUUAUCACGGCCUGUAAGACUAGAUGAACUUUCAACACUGUGUGACUUGGCACGCCCCGCCCACGCUUCUGAACAGACAACUGGUCGCAGCAUGCAGAUGUUUCUGGACAGCGUUCCUGGCAACGUCUACGAAGCAAACUCUGGAUCCAUCGACCGUGAACCAGUCAAAACUCCACUUGGUUUUGCAACUUUUGCCGGGCUUCGGUUGUACAUCAACGAGUCACUGGUAGCUAGCCCGAAUCUAUUACAAGAAUCUAAGGAGCUCCUACUGAGUUCAAUUCUCUGCGGUGGAUUCGAAGUUGGAGAUCAGGUACCUGUUGAAACGACUAGGCUUCUCUUUGACAAAGGUUACACAUUGGACCAAGAUCCAAAGGCUUUCGAAAGACUCUUGUUGGACAUAUACAAGAUGCGCUUAGGUCAUCCGUUAUAUAACCCUCGUUCUUUGCACCUUGAAGUUGGUCGAGUUGACCUGGCCAGAGUCAUGCUUGAUCGCGGGGCGUCUCCUAGCGCUAUUAUUCUCAUCCACUCUAAGGAAUUCGACCCGAGGGAAAACAAACUCGAUCGAGGAAUUUCCCCAAGUCCUCCGCCCUUUCACAGAGCGCGCCGGAUGAAGGGUUCAGUUGAGUGUACGCCCUUGCAUCCCAGUCCAGCAUCUCUGGCAAGGUUGCUGCUCGACAAAGGGGCGCUCAUCAACGGCUUAGACUCAAGGGGAAUGACGCCACUGGACUGGGCAUUGAUGAAGUUGGCUAACGCCGAGUAUGUGAUCGAAACGUGGGAAGGUAAUACUGCAGAGUUCAAUGGGAUAUAUGAGCGAAUCUGUCUCUUAGUUGAGCGAGGAGGGGAGAUUAGAAAGACGCCGGCGAGCUACAUCGACCGGUUUUUGAUAGAUUGUGCGAGAAAUGGCCUUGGUACAGAUAUAUUGCAGGAACGACUGCUUGGACCAAAGUCACGAAUCCGAUCGCUUAGAUUAAAGCUUUCGAAAUUCAUCUAUCCGGUCAGGUAG